This is a messenger RNA of Diachasma alloeum, 1445 nucleotides long. RefSeq lists its product as uncharacterized. Bases 175 to 984 code for a protein of 269 amino acids. Lineage: Eukaryota; Metazoa; Arthropoda; Insecta; Hymenoptera; Braconidae. The record is from RefSeq and is a predicted model, not a curated record. The transcript has 2 exons.
GCUGUCACUUGGUGUGUUCGGAUUGCGAUGGUGAUUCGUCGGUGAGAACAUAACCAAGUUCUUGAGUUCAAUAAUUUUCGAGGGUAGAAAAAUUGGUAUAUUUAAUAAUUAAUAGUGUUUAUUGUAUACAUUCAUUUGGCUUGGAGUCUGCGAUUGCAUAAGGAUUAUACUGAAAUGGCAGAAGGGGUAGAUCUUGAUACUGAAUACACGCUCAUGAUUGAUCCUGGUACUGGAGAGUACAUUCAAAACCCUCGAGGACAGUAUCUAGUUCUUUCGACAUUGGAUAAGCAAUCUUUUUUUCGUGACCUCGUGUUCACUGAAGCGGCUGAAAGUGAUCCAAUACCUCCUGAAAGUAAAAAAGGCCCUCCCGAGCAUGUGGGCAGUGAUGAUAGUAAUGCAGAAGUGGCCAAUCUAGUACCUCAAGCGGCUCCAGCUCCUCGGCGCCCGUGGUCGGAUAAACAGACAUUAAGUCUCAUCAAUUACUACAAAGCGAAUCAAAAAUUAUUUGAUGAUACAGUCAUUAGAAACGAAAUGUUGUGGAGAAAAUUUGUCAAGGAUCACUCCAAGGAAGGAGGUUAUCAUGACAUACAGCAAGUGAAAGAUAAAUGGAUGAGAUUGAAGAGACAGUUCCAUAAAAUGCUUGACAAUCGAUCAGCUAAAGCCACUGGCGCUAGGCGUAUCGACUGGCAAUAUUUCGACGCGAUGUACGAAAUUCUGAAGGAAAAUCCCAAAUCUAAAUCUGUUGCAAUUGCAUCAUCACGUAGAGGAGCAGCGAACAUCGUAGUAGACCCUAAUAUGCCUGAUAAUAACUUUGAAGCAAAGGCAGCAGAAGACAAGAUUGAGCCUGACGAUCCAGAGUACAAUACUCAUCUUCGCAAAUCUAAAAAAACUAAAUUGCAAUUGCAUCUCGAGGCCUUAGGAGUGGAGAGGCAGAAGAGCGAAGACGGAGUGAAAGAACGUCAUUCUGAUACAAUGAAAAUGUAGGGAAAAGUUCUUGAAGUCUUGGAGACAUUUCUAAUUGAUUGAAAGGUUUGUGCAACUCAAGAAAGAGGAGGAAGAGGAAAUCUGAUAGUGAAUCAGACUCUGAUGAUUAAAUCAUUUAAUAUAACUUGGAUGGAACGUAAAUUUAAUAUUCAUUCAUAAAUGUACCAAGAAGUCUUCAGGAAGAUACAAAUGUGAUAACUUUGUGAUUUGACGUAUUGUAUCAUUAAGAAUAAUUGUUAAAAACUUGUAAAGUCUUCCUACAGUUUCUACUUCCUACUUUCUACAGGAUCAUAAUUUAAUUUCCUUCUGUUUAUAGAUAAUUUCUAUCAUUUUUUAAGGAAUGUGUCACCAAAAACGUUUGUUAAAAACUGAAUUUUAUGCUUUAAUAGUAUAUUAUAAUUGAUAACAAAUGUUUAGAGCUCACGAAGUUGUGUAGCGAACGGUGCCUAUUAUAAAUUAUG